AUGCCUCCCAAAAGAAGUAAGAAAGAAGAGGCCAUGGACUUUUUGUCCAACCUUGACGCCUUGGAUACACCUCAAGACAUUCCUCCCGUUCCCCCAGCUUCAGUAACCGAUCUUAGCGGUACUCCCCGAGUUUCGGUAGAUAGCACUCGAUCUAAAAUCGACCUUUCAACACCUGCUGAACUUCCGACAUCUGGACAAGUACCUGUAGCUCAAGAUCAAGAAGCGAUUAACGCUUUAGCUUUCCUUGAAGCUCAGAUCGCUCACAAGAGAGCACCUCUCUCAGCUCCUAAACCCAAUAGUAGACCUUUAACACCUACUACUAUCGCCGCUUCCACUACGGGAGAAUUCAGUAAUGCAGGUCCUAGUGCUACGUUGGAACCACCCAACGUUCCUACUUCACCUGCUGUUGCGGGUGGUUGGGGUGUAUCAAGUUUUUGGUCAGCAGCUACUAGUGCUGUUCAGAAUGCUCAGAAGAUGGCCGAUGAGCAGUAUAAGAAAGUUAGGAUUGAAGGUGUUACGGGUAUGACUGGACAAUUAGAGGGUUUACAAGUGGGAGGUGUUGAUUUGGGUAAAUUGAGGAAACAAGCGGAAGAGAGACUUAAAGGGAUGGAUUUGGAUAAACUGCGUCAUGACCUCCUUAACAACACCACCUCAGCUCUCACUUCUAUCCUCAACACUGUCGCUCCUCCUAUCUCCGCCCAUGAGACCCUCGAACUCUGGCUCACUCAUCCUAUGGUAGGAUACGCAGGAGUAGAAGGAGUUGUAUAUCGAGCAUGGCUUCGGAUUCUCGAACAAACUGAAAGUGGGGAAUUAGUGGUAGUUUGGUCACCUCCAGAGGGAGAAAAGGGACAAGAAAGAGGUUUGUAUCCUGUUGAAGGGUGGGAUAAGGCUAAAGAGGAGAGUGAGAAAGAGAUUGAGGCUGUAAAGGUCAGAGAAGAGAAAGAUCCUAGAGGUAGGAGUAAGAAACAGAAUCCGAAUCUACCAGUCACGACAAUCCCCAUUUUCUUACAUUUACAACCACUCUUCGCCAAUCUUCCAAUCCCCGAACCUCCUAUUCCAACCAACACCCCAUCUGCCGAACCCCCUAAACAUCUUUACUUUCUCUUAUCCCUCCUCGACCCGAUUCACGGAUUACGUUUCACCACUGUCUCUCAAGCUGUCCCAUCUGAUUGGUUAGAGGUAGAGUACGAAAGUAGUGAUUGGGUGGAAGAACGUUUGGUGGAUGUUAUUCGGACCGGUGUGGAGGUGUUGGCUCAGGAUUACGUUGCCACUCGUAUGGGUUUGAAACCAUCU
Tremella mesenterica DSM 1558 is the source of this 1293-nucleotide messenger RNA. RefSeq lists its product as uncharacterized. The transcript is spliced from 4 exons. NCBI's taxonomy places the organism in Eukaryota, Fungi, Basidiomycota, Tremellomycetes, Tremellales, Tremellaceae. The record is from RefSeq and is a predicted model, not a curated record. The annotation marks the transcript as partial.